CAGCAGUUUACGUGGUGCCGGUGCUGGACGCUCUCCUGUACGGGGCUAUUAUGGCGGUACCUCGCUGGAGCAUCGCCCUGCACGUCUCCUUGUGCUUCUUCCUGGGCGCGAUGGCCGAGCAGCUGUCCACCAGCGUCAAACUGGCCGCCGAACCACAGGGGAGACACCUCGCAGCCGCCGAGGUCCGGGAGCUGCGGCUACGCCAUGCGUCGCUGUGCCGUGCCAUCGGCCGCUGCGACGACCUCUACAAUUGGCUGCUCUUCAUCUGGUGCGGAGACACGGUACUGUGCUUCAUCUUCGGCGUGCCGUGGAUCAUGGCGCGCGCCGACGUAGACGAGCCAGCCGCCUACGCCGCGGCCUCCAUCGACGUCACCCUAGCCGUCGUCCUCCUCGUGGCCCUGUUAGUUGCGGCCUCAGAGCCCGGACGCUUGGCGAAGGACUCGCUGACGCCUCACGUGCUGCGCCUUGCGUGCUGCGACCAGCAAGCGGGAGCCUCUGCGUCCCGCACGCAGGCCGAGGAGGUGGCCCUGAAUCAGGAGCUUUUGAUGCUGUCCACAGCCGUGCGAGGAGCGCGCGUGGAGAUGUCGGGCUGGAACUGCUUUGACGCGCACCGCGGCAGCACCAUCACCGCCAUGUCUAUGCUGGCCACGUACGCGGUCCUCGUCUACCAGAUGCUGCACCACAUUGAGUGAGGCCGCCUGCGAGCUAGGCGAAAAACACGUCGCAGACAUUGCGAAGAAUUACGUGACGAGGGCGCUUUUGUGCACAAAAUAGUGCAUAGUGAUUAGUGUAAUAGACAGUUCAGAAUUGUCGACUCUGGCAUGAGGGUCAUGUUCACCAUUGGUUGCAAUGAGCAGUGCGCUGUAAAAAGGCCAUGAAAUUUUUUU
Messenger RNA from Dermacentor andersoni, 887 nucleotides. Lineage: Eukaryota; Metazoa; Arthropoda; Arachnida; Ixodida; Ixodidae. The record is from RefSeq and is a predicted model, not a curated record.